This is a messenger RNA of Daktulosphaira vitifoliae (grape phylloxera), 2219 nucleotides long. RefSeq lists its product as uncharacterized. NCBI's taxonomy places the organism in Eukaryota, Metazoa, Arthropoda, Insecta, Hemiptera, Phylloxeridae. The transcript is spliced from 3 exons. The record is from RefSeq and is a predicted model, not a curated record. Bases 77 to 2047 code for a protein of 656 amino acids. Gene Ontology annotation, molecular function: protein binding.
AUGUCAGUGAUUUUAUAUUUAUAUAACAAAGUAAUCGACAAAUUGUCAUUAAUUAUAAAAAUUUAACACUUCAAAAAUGAAGAAAUGGCAAAUAUCUUUUUUAUUUGUAAUAUCGUGUUUGGCAUUUAACGAAGCCAUUCAACAUACAAAUUCGGAAGACAAACAAAUAUACCAAUUUAUAGAAAGUACGGAGAGAAAAUUUGAAGAAAAUGAAUACUUGGAAUUGUUAAAAAAUGCUGAUGAAAAUGGAUAUAAAUUGGAUGAAACCACAACAAAAUUUUUUGCUAAUCUUGGAUAUUUAGAAUGUUUAAAAUAUGCUCAUCAUAUUGGAUGUCCGUGGAAUGAAAGCACAACAGAAGCAGCUGCUUCUAGUGGUAAUUUAGAAUGCUUAAAGUAUGCUCAUGAAAAUGGUUGUAAAUGGGAUGAACGUACACCUAUUGCGGCUGCUAAAAGAGGUGAUUUGAAUAUUUUAAAAUAUGCACAUGAAAAUGAAUGUCCGUGGGAUGAAAAUACAACAGUUGUAGCUGCUCUUAAAGGUAAUUUAGAAUGCUUAAAAUAUGCUUAUGAAAAUGGCUGUAAAUGGAAUGUAUUAGAUAUUGCAGAAAUGUCUAUUAUGAUUAGUAAUCUAGAAAUAUUAAAAUAUGUUCACAAAAAUGGAUACAAAUUCAAUGAACACACAAUUAAUAUGAUAUCUUAUAAAAGUGAUCUAGAAAUUAUAAAAUAUGUCCUUGAAAGUGGAUAUCCGUGCAAUAGAACUUUAACUUGUAUGGCUGCAAAAAAUGGUAAUCUAGAAACUUUUAAAUAUUUACAUGAAAUUGCAUGUCCGUGGGAUAAAAGCAUAACACAUAUAGCUGCUUAUAAUAAUCAUUUAAAUAUUUUAAAAUAUGCACAUGAAAAUGGAUGUCCGUGGGAUGAAAAAACAACUAUUAUGUCUGCCAUAAAUGGUCAUUUAAAUAUUUUAAAAUAUGCACAUGAAAACAAAUGUCCAUGGGAUGAAAAAACAACAGAAGCAGCUGCUUUUAGUGGUAAUUUAGAAUGCUUACAAUAUGCUUAUAAGAAUGGCUGUAGAUGGGAUAAACGUACAACUACUGCGGCUGCCAAAAGAGGUGAUUUAAAUAUUUUAAAAUAUGCACAUGAAAAUAAAUGUCCAUGGGAUGAAAAAACAACAGAAGCAGCUGCUUCUAGUGGUAAUUUAGAAUGCUUAAAAUAUGUGUGUGAAAAUGGUUGUAAAUGGAAUCAAAAUAUCAUGAGAAUUGCUAUUGUUAAGGGUAAUCUAGAUAUUAUAAAAUAUAUUCACAAAAAUGGAUGUAUGUUUGGUGUAGGAUCAAUUCGAGAUGCUGCAGCAAGUGGUUGUAUCGAUUGUUUGAAAUACGUCCACGAAAAUGGAUGUGAUUGGAAUGAGGGUACAACUAGAGCUGCUGCAGCAAGUGGCUCUAUCGAUUGUUUGAAAUACGUCCACGAAAAUGGAUGUGUUUGGGAUGAGGGUACAACUAGAGCUGCUGCAGCAAGUGGUUGUAUCGAUUGUUUGAAAUACGUUCACGAAAAUGGAUGUGUUUGGGAUGAGAAUACAAUAGCUGUAGCAGCUUUGCAUGGUAAGUUAGAUUGUUUGAAAUAUGCCCAUAAACAUGGAUGUGGUUGGGUUGAAGGUACCAUGAGAGGAGCUGCAGCAAAUGGACAUUUAAACUGCCUAUUUUAUGCUAGUAUGAAUGGGUGUCCGUGGGACGAAGGCAUAACAAGAGAAGCAGCUGCGAGUAAUUUUUUAAACUGUUUGAUGUUUGCAAAUAAAAAUAGGUGUAAAUGGGAUGAAGGAACUAAGAGUGGAGCUGUCGCACAUGGCAAUUUAAACUGCUUAAAAUAUGUUCAUGAAAAUUAUAGUAAGUGGGACGAAGGCACAACAAAACUUGCAGCUGCAAAUAAUCAAUUAGUAUGCUUAGAAUAUGCUCAUGAAAAUAAUUGUCCAUGGAGUAACGGUACUAUUUUUGAAGCUACUAGAAAUGGUUAUACUAAUAUAGUUAAUUAUGCUAUUAAAAAUGGCUGUCCUAAUUAAUAUAGUUAAAUAUUAACUAGUUAAUAGUUAAAAUAUGGUAAAUUUUUACUAAACAUAAAUAAUUUCAAUAUUUUUAAUUAAGUAACAAAAAUAAUCGUAUUAAAUGUUUGUAAUGAUCACAAUUUUUACAUAUGUCAGUUUCCACAUAGAAUGUUUUAUAAAACUAAAUAAU